AUGAAGGCUACUCUUUUCGCCCUUUCUGGCAUGCUGGCUGUCGCCAGCGCCAGUCCCAUGGUUGAGGCCAAGCGGGACGUCAUUGGCGCGCUCGAUGAGAGCGCGGACCAGGCUGACAUUGACUUCCAGCCGCUGCUUGACUUUGACAGCGACGGAUGUUACCAGACGUCUGCUAUCAACAAGGACGGCAAGACCAACCCCGGCCACGGCGCUACUGGCACGCCGCAGGGCGACUGCCGCGAUCCUCACCAACUCGACAACGCCAACAGCUACGUGCGCACGCGCUGCAACAACGGAAUCUGCGGGCGCAUGUACGAGGCAUAUCUGGAAAAGGAUCAAGCGGUGGCAGGGAGCUUCCUCGGGGGCCACCGCCACGACUGGGAGAACGUCGUCGUAUUCACGCGCGGCGACACCGUCGUGCGGGUGGCGCCGUCCUGCCACGGCAAGUACGACAACGCGCGCAACGAGUUCCCGCUGCGGGACAGGCACCCGCUGGUGGUGUACCACAAGGACGGCGCGGGCACGCACUGCUUCCGGUUCGCCAACGACGACGACAUUGCGCACCCGGAGAACCCGCGGGGCGACUUCUUCCGCGCCCCGCUGGUCGGGUGGAACAGGUGGCCGAGCGAGGACCUCAAGAACAAGAUGCUGGAUGCGUGGAAGGGCGGCGUCGGGCCGAAGCUGGAUGACGAGUUUACGGAUUCGCUGAGGGCAGCGGCGGGGGAUGGCGUGCCGGGCUUUGACCCGGCCAGGGAUGAGUAG
This is a messenger RNA of Cordyceps militaris CM01, 762 nucleotides long. RefSeq names its product necrosis-inducing protein. The record is from RefSeq and is a predicted model, not a curated record. Lineage: Eukaryota; Fungi; Ascomycota; Sordariomycetes; Hypocreales; Cordycipitaceae. The transcript is spliced from 2 exons. Bases 1 to 762 code for a protein of 253 amino acids.